CCCAGGGAACAGGGACAGGAGGAGAGGGAACGGCCUCAGGCUGGGCCAGGGGAGGCUCAGGUUGGAUAUUAGGGAAUAUUUCUUCCUGGAGAGGUUUGUCCAGCUCUUACACAAGCUGCCCAGGGCAGUACUGGAGUCCCCAUCCCUGGAAGUGUUAAAAAAGAUAUUGACGUAGCACUCGGGGACACUGGUGGUCCUAGCAGUGCUGGGUUAAUGAUUUAACCUGAUGAUCUUAGAGGGCUUUUCCCACCUCAAUAAUUCUGGGAUUUUAAACUUGAAGUUCCUGAAGAACCUUUCCCUGCCAUUCACCUCUGGCUCAACUACCCCCUGGCACAUCAUCCCCCACUGCCCUCCCCAGCACCCCUGAGCCUGGGUGGAGCUUGGGGAACUCACAGUGAUGGGUAAAUGCUCCAUGAACCUUGAGGCCUUGAAGAAGCAUUUCAGAUGAAGAGCACCAUCGUCUCAUGAGGCAUCGUCAUCUUUCAGGGGUGUUUGAGUAAUAUUUGUGCUGGGAGAGGGUGCAGCUGCUGCAAGUCAUGGCCACAGGUACAACCUGCCAUCACCCCCUAAAAGAUGCUGCUGAGGGGAGAUGCUCUGUUACUUGUGAUUUCCUUGCAACUCCACCUUGUGAUUCCUGCGUGGGCUUGGUGUUCCCAGGUGGGAAUUCUUCCCCUUCCAGCUCAGCAACCCUGUCCCCAGGGAGCCAAUGGCUGUGUGGCCCUGCGCAUUACCCUGGCCUGUAAUCUCGUUGAUUCCUUCCUGGCUAAUCCUGGUGGAACGGGGCUGGGGUGAGCAGGGCUCAGCUGCUGUCCAUGGCUGCGCUCACCCCGCUGCCUCCCAGCCUGCGCCGGGGCUUGGUGGCCUUCAGCAGCUCCCUCUUCAUCAACAACAAGACGUGGGAUAGCGGCACUGCCCACUCCUACCAGCCAGGUAUGGGCAGAAGGGCUCUGCGGAGGGGCUUGGGAACAGGAGCUUCACUGUGACUCUGCUCAGCACAGCACCAAAGCACCCAGGUGCCUCUGAUGCAGCAGCACCCUAAGGGUCCCUGAACCCACCCACCAAGGAGGGGAGCAAAAAUAAGAACAUUUUCUGCAAUCAGCUGCUUGUGGGACCCAGGGUCAGUUGCUCCCUUCUGCAAGCUGAGGGGGGGGUCCCUCUGGGCAGGGGGAGCCCAGAGCUGGUGAGCAGCCUUCCCAUCCCUGCCUCUCCUGCCUAGCUCACGAGAUGCUGUCUAGCCUGCCUCUCCAGGUGAUGCUCUACUUCAACGUUUACUACUUCCCAGUCUGGUGCCUGGCUGAGGGGAUUAUGCUGCACCUGAAGGUACCCUCCCAUGGGGCACACAGGGAUGGGGAGAGCUGCUCCUACCAAGUCUCCCUGGCUUGGGUGUGGGACAAAGUGGGCAGGGAACAGAGAAGCCUCUUCAGAAUUAAUGGAUUCCCAAAAUGCCCUGACCCCCCAUGAGAAAAGAUUACUCAUCUCUGUCUGCUAGAGAUGGAAAUCAUGAACUUUCCGGGCAGGAAUGGUUAAAAUGGGGGGCAAGAGUAGGCAGAGCUGGGCACCAGCAUGGUGAGCUGGGUAUGGGGAGGAGGGUACAGGGAGCUGGGCAUCAAGAGCAGGGAAUGGUGCACGGGGAAAUGGAAAUUAGGCAUGGACAGCUAGACUGGGACAAGGCUGUGCCCCCAUUACAGUACCACCUGCUGCCUUGGCACUACCAGUUCCUGCUGGUCACAGCCUUCCUCAUCCUCUCACUCGCUGAGGGCUCCCGCCUCUACCUAGGCUACCUGGGAAACCUCCAGGAGAAGGUGCCCGAGCUGGCUGGGUUCCUGCUCCUCUCCUUCCUGAUCCAGCUGCCUCUCCUGCUCUUCCUGCUGAUGGACAGCCAGGUCAUCCACCUGCCACUGGAGGUGCCCAUGCACAGCUUGUUCCUGGCCUUCCUCCUCCUUGAGAUCGUGGCUGCCUUCCUGGCACUGAGGACCAUGACCAAGCAGCUGGCAGCACAGUUCCACCUGCGGCAGCUGCAGGAGGGUGGGAGGGGCCAGCUGGAGCUGGGGGGCACAGGGUGACAGGCAGCUGAGAUGGGAUGAUGCUGCAGGACCCCUCCACCUCACACAGUUGGUC
This is a messenger RNA of Catharus ustulatus (Swainson's thrush), 2118 nucleotides long. RefSeq names its product transmembrane protein 17A-like. The transcript has 2 exons. NCBI's taxonomy places the organism in Eukaryota, Metazoa, Chordata, Aves, Passeriformes, Turdidae. Gene Ontology annotation, cellular component: ciliary transition zone. Bases 1458 to 2063 code for a protein of 201 amino acids. The record is from RefSeq and is a predicted model, not a curated record. Gene Ontology annotation, biological process: non-motile cilium assembly.